AGUACAAGGUGAGGAAGAACCAGAUCACCAUUGUGAUGAACCAGAAUGAACCCCUCAGUUUCUUGCACCGUCACAAUGAGGCUUUUUCCACCGAGCCUCUGAAAAACACUGGCAAAGGAGCUCCUCUGGGCUUUUACCACGUCCAGAAUAUUUCUGUCGAAGUUACAGAGUCUUUUAUUGAGAACAUCAAGAGCAAGCCCGUCGUGUUUGAAGUGUUCAGCCACUACCAGCAGCACCCGCUGCACCUCCAUGGCCAGGACGUGAACAGCAUCCAGGAAAUACUAUCCUAUUCCCAUCCGUUGCUUAGAAACUGUCCUGAGGAGACAGCUUCAGGAUCAAUGACGUGUCAUUCACACCAAUGAAGACUUCCAGCCACCAAGUUGAACACCAUCACCAAAUCCAACCUGGGUCAGUGUGUCAGCAAGUACGACCUGCUGGUCUGGUUUGAGAUCAGCGAGUUGGAGCCCACUGGAGAGUGCAUCCCAGCCAUCGUGGAUCACAGUGGAGGCCUGCCCUGCCAUGGUACCUACCUGCUGCACCAGGUACAGGAUUGGUGCACAUGUUGUUUUCUUAUUAAAAUGGCCUGUAUUUGUAUAGCACUUUACUAGUCCCUAAGGACCCCAAAGCGCUUUACACAUCCAGUUCACAUUCACGCACUGGUGAUGGCAAGCUACAGCCCCCCUGGGGUGCACUGACAGAGGCGAGGCUGCCGGACACUGGCGCCACCGGGCCCUCUGACCACAACCAGUAGUCAGACAAGGGUGAAGUGUCUUGCCCAAGGAUACAACUACCGAGACUGUCCGGGCCGGGGCUCGAACCGGUUUACAAGGCGAACUCCCAACUCUUGAGCCACGAUCGCCCGCUUACUCACACAGUGGUAACUGCUUCCUUUGUACACAGUUUAAUAUCUUCUUUUAAAGCGUAAUGUUGCUCUAGCUGUGCUCACUGUGAUCCUGAGCUCCUGUUAUGUUUGCUGCAGGAUCAAGGGUGACCCUCAUCCACGAGAAGGGCAGCGAGAUAUUUUCAGUCUGGAAAGAUGAAUCUGUCGGGCUUUAGGCUGCUUCUCACUUUAAGCAGUUCAUGCUGUAGCUGUAGC
Messenger RNA from Pelmatolapia mariae (spotted tilapia), 1096 nucleotides. RefSeq names its product kinesin-like protein KIF1B. The transcript is spliced from 6 exons. The coding region runs from base 36 to 362 and encodes 108 amino acids. The record is from RefSeq and is a predicted model, not a curated record. Lineage: Eukaryota; Metazoa; Chordata; Actinopteri; Cichliformes; Cichlidae.